CCCUUCAAAAACCAAUACCAAGCUGAGGUCUUGGGGGGAAAAGAUGGCGCUGCCUAGUCACAAACAAGGACCUCCAGUGAAAUCAGUUAAUGGUCAGGGUCACAGAUCGAGGCCCUCACACCGACCUGUGUUCACCUGUUGACUCCACCUGUGACGAUCGAGCGGGCUUUGCCACACAGCCAGUGAGGAGGAGAGCGGUGAGCCAGCGUGCAUGGUGUCACCCACUCGCCUGCACGCUUGUGUCAGUUGUUACCUGUCCGGCAGCCAUUGGCCUCACCUGCGAGGUACAGCACGCCUCGCGGCUCGGCGUCCUUUGUGUUUACACGCGUGUUCAGGUGGUGUGCAAGGGGGUUAGGGUUGUAUGAAGCUGUCUCCUUGUCUUCAUGCCCUCGUGCGCAUGUUGUGUGUGGUGAAAAGCAACGCGACACCUGGUAAACUAAACAAGUUGGCGGAAAUAUUAUGCGCAAAGGAUUUCACGUGGGCCCCUCCUUCUGAUGUAGCUUGUCAACAACAUCGCACACAAGGGCAGAGAGCACCUUGGCGAGGGACAACGGGAGGGGGACGCGGGAGUCCUGUGUGGAUUUCAUAAACCGCCUGUGAACAGUGAAGUCGGUGAGCGUGCUUUCGUUAGUUGCCGCCGUCACACCUUCGCCCUAGGACACCUGAUUCUGUUAUCGUCAUUUUUAUACUUCUUUCGGUCGCUCCGCAAGUGACGGAUUAUUCAGGUGUCCAGGUGUGCUGUGUAAAAGCACAGCAUGAGUGCUUGGAACCCCAGCCACGUUCAGUUCACAGUUUUGCGAGCACGGAAUCUGAUUUCUAAAGGGAAAAGUGGUAGUAAUGAUGUGUUUGUGACAAUUCAGCUUGGCAAAGAGAAGUACCAGACCUCAACCAUCAAGAAUGCCCAGAACCCAGAGUGGUUUGAGGAGUGUGACCUCCCUAUACCACACAUGCACUCCGAGAUUGAGGUACAGCUUUUCCACCGUGGCAUAUUGUCAGAUGAUUUCUUGGGUUACACCACCAUUCCUCUGUGGGAACAAAAAAUUCAGGAUAAAGCAAAAAGCCAAUGGAUCCAUUUGAAAAACAAGCCAUCUAGGGGACCAGACAACAAGCCUCGUGGAGAAAUUGAGGUCAAAGUGACUUUUCAUUCCCACAGCCGUGUAGAUUUCAGCUCAGGGCUUAAAAAGCGAUCAUCCUCACUUCGAAAUCUUGCUACCGCGUUUGGUGACAGACUGAAGCUUACUCGCAGCAAAUCAUUUAGAGAAAAUCGGAAAGAUCCAGAAGGCGGAAAACCUGAUAAACAUCUGAAUCAGAACCAUGGUUCUCUUAAUGAUAUUCCAGAGCGGAAACCACACAUGCAGAAAGGAAUAAUAACUUCUGGUCAGAGGAAGCCUCCUGUGACUCCUCUCCCAACAGUCUCAUUUCCUGCCCUUGAUGUAAAUCACUCCUGGGUUGAUGCAGCAGAGGAGGGUCUGACGAGGAGCUACAGCAUGUCUGCUGCCUAUGUAAAAACAAUGUCUCUAGACCGAGGCGGCAUCCUGUCUCUAACAAGCAGUGCAGACCAACCAGAUAUAAGCCAGUCAGCCUUCAACGUGGCUGGGAAUCGCAGGAGCAUGGUGGAACUACCAUCCUCUCAGCUCCUCCACCAUAUCAUGUACGACCUUCAUCACAGGAUGACAUGAUUCUUGUACAGCGGGAGGGUGGCCAGCAUGCA
Pomacea canaliculata is the source of this 1711-nucleotide messenger RNA. Its product is annotated as rab11 family-interacting protein 1-like. Gene Ontology annotation, cellular component: intracellular membrane-bounded organelle. Gene Ontology annotation, biological process: regulated exocytosis. The transcript has 10 exons. Bases 756 to 1679 code for a protein of 307 amino acids. The record is from RefSeq and is a predicted model, not a curated record. NCBI's taxonomy places the organism in Eukaryota, Metazoa, Mollusca, Gastropoda, Architaenioglossa, Ampullariidae. Gene Ontology annotation, molecular function: small GTPase binding.